Messenger RNA from Marchantia polymorpha subsp. ruderalis, 2372 nucleotides. NCBI's taxonomy places the organism in Eukaryota, Viridiplantae, Streptophyta, Marchantiopsida, Marchantiales, Marchantiaceae. The record is from the annotation of a GenBank genome assembly.
GAACGAAGGCAACAGCAUCCUGGCUUUACCGGUCGACCGAUUGAGGCAGCGGGCCAAGCCUUGAAAGCGGGAGGUGAAGCCGAGACGGUCAGUGAAAAGGACGAAGAGAACGGUGACGGUACAUGCCUGGUUCCGCUGUCUUCUGCAGGCGGCUUCAAUCAAAUUUCGUCCUUGAUGAUUGUCCGGAAGACGGAUUCAUGGAUCUCGCCCUCCGGAUGAAGGGUGAAGAAGCGUGGGCCCUCGGAAUCCGCGGAGUUCGGUUUCUCUGAACGGAGAAUUGAUUGAGAGGGAGGUCUGUGGGUGUUUAUAAAUUGAGUUGAAUAUGACCGGAUCGAGUUGAUGAUGGAGAGCGAAUUAUUCUCCGUUCACGUUUCUUGCAGUAUUUCUACUCCCAUCAAUUGCGGUGCAAGUGGGUCUGUUCUUGCUAUCACUGCUUCUGCUGCACUUGGAAUCCUCUCUCAGAGCAGCAGCCGCGUGGAGUGGAACGGUCGUCCUUUUCUGCGAGUUUAUUAGCAUCCCCAUGCGGCUCAGAGAUUCAUUGUGUUGCAGCUUCGGUCAUGUGUGAGGUCUCUGUUGUGCAUUUUCCAGUCGGCACUCUGGGUUCAAUGUUCAUGCAUACACUUAUCCUACUUAAGACGGUGCUGUGUCCUCAUGGCCAUUCCCUUUCUCUCCUUUUCCACUCCUUUCGAACAAGCGUCUUCUCUCUCAGAAUUUUCAUAUUGUAGAUCUCAGAGGCCUCAAUUGCCUUUCUCUGAGUCCCUAGACUGUGCUGAGGUGUGCUCGUUGGAUAGCAAUUCGGCUUUGACUCUUUGAUUCUACUCUCUUCCUAUCUCCCAGGUCAAUUGAAUCUGUGUGUUUGUUGAUUUUAUGAAGGAUGUCAACUGACGAGGGAGUGCUCUUAUCUCCUGCUCUUGUAGUCGGUCACUACUGCCACGAUAGGAUUACUUUACCUGGAGGAGUUCGAGUAGAUGCUCUUGGGGGCUCUGUUUCCUACAUUACCAACGUUUUUGAAGCUCUGAGUAUGAAGGCAGAUGUUGUUUCAAAGGUGGGAGCCGAUUUUCUUUACAAUUCUCAACUGUUGUAUCCUCCAAUCGUCGUGGAGAACCAAUGUACCACCGAAUUCUUCGCAGAUUUCACAGCUGGAGAAGAAAGAUUACUUAGAGUAGGAAAUGUAUGCGAACCCAUUCUUCCGAAGGAUAUUGUUUCAGACACGAAGUAUGAAAUAGGUUUAGCUGUUGGAAUUGCUGGGGAGGUUCUUCCUGAGACCCUGGAGCGUAUGAUUGAGACGUCUAGGAUAGUAGUGGUGGACGUACAAGCCUUAAUGCGGACUUUUGACCCAGUAACGCGUCUUGUCAGUCUUCGCCGACUGGAGGAAACGCCCUUUUACAACCUUUUGCAUCGAAUCUCGUAUAUCAAGGCGGCUAGGAAUGAAGCGUCUUACAUCGAUUUAGAAAUUGUCAGGAAGUUCACAUGCGUUAUUGUCACCGAUGGGGAGAACGGCAGUAAAGUCUAUAGUAAGGAAAGCGAAUGGAGAAUUCCUCCGUUUAAUGCGACAGAUGUGGAUCCGACCGGAGCUGGCGACAGUUUCUUGGCCGGUUUUUCUGCCGGUCUUUAUCAAGGUCUUUCUGUCUAUCAGGCUGCCCUGAUGGGCAAUUACUUCGGAGCUCUUGCAGUGGAGCAAGUUGGUGUACCUCAUUUUUCACCAGAGCAACUGAAGAAACUGCAGGAAUUUCGCGACACCAAUGUGGGAGUUAUCCUCUCUAGCAAACCGGAUACCGGCGGACCGAGAUUUAAUCUUCUUUGUCAUAACGAGCUGCCAGUGAGGGAAACCAACACACAGAAGCCACAAGCUUUGUGAAACAUACGAACGAAGAAGUUUUGGAUUCAAAUCCAGAGUUGACUUCGUCUGCAUACGAAUCAGCUUCCUUUUAGAUUGCUAAAUAUUGUAAACAUAUUCAUUCAGAAACGUUCAAAGUUGUAGAUAACUGUAUGAACUGUCUUGUUCCUAGUCAUAUUCUUUCGGACCAAAAUAAGAAAUUGCUGGUCAUCAGUCGCUGGUACGUCACGAGGCACUAUUAUGAUGAACUAUCAUAGCGGGUUCCUGGAUGCAGCUUCCCUCCUGCGCAAGCCACCAUCAGAACCCAGUUAUACUUGCCAACAAAUAGAGUUGGUCUCUCGUUCAUGCGUAUCACUAGUUCUUGAGCAAUUUCAAUGCCUGGACUGGACUUUGCCAGAGAAAUUAUAGAAAUGCCGGAGAGGUCCGUUGGUCUCAGAGGCCACAUGGCAGAACAGUUGUCAGGCUGACCUUCUUGUCCAAAAGUUCUCGGUGAAAAUUUAUAUUUAUAUAUAUUCAGUGACUUUUAGACGAUGAG